This is a messenger RNA of Blastomyces dermatitidis ER-3, 3186 nucleotides long. Its product is annotated as V-type proton ATPase subunit A. Lineage: Eukaryota; Fungi; Ascomycota; Eurotiomycetes; Onygenales; Ajellomycetaceae. Gene Ontology annotation, cellular component: vacuolar proton-transporting V-type ATPase complex; vacuolar proton-transporting V-type ATPase, V0 domain; fungal-type vacuole membrane. The coding region runs from base 136 to 2715 and encodes 859 amino acids. Gene Ontology annotation, biological process: proton transmembrane transport; vacuolar acidification. The record is from RefSeq and is a predicted model, not a curated record. Gene Ontology annotation, molecular function: proton-transporting ATPase activity, rotational mechanism; ATPase binding. The transcript has 5 exons.
CGCGUCUGCCCUUCAUUCUUUUCUUCUCUUUCCUUUCAAGAGAUAUUGUCCUGCUGCUAUUUUUUUUUUUUUUUUACCUUGAGUGCGGUUUUUCUGGAUUGGUGAGAUAGCCGACCCCAGGCAACUUCUACCAUUAUGGGGGUUCCUCAAGAUACGCUCUUCCGCUCGGCGGACAUGAGCCUUACCCAGCUAUAUAUCGCGAACGAAAUCGGUCGGGAGGUCGUCAGUGCCUUGGGCGAAAUUGGGCAGGUCCAGUUUCGUGAUUUAAACCCUGAUACCACUGCAUUCCAGCGGACAUUUACGAACGAGAUCCGGAGACUCGAUAACGUCGAGAGGCAACUGCGAUACUUUCACUCCCAGCUCGAAAAGGCAGGAAUCCCGAUGAGGCCAUCCUCCGAGUUUUCUAACACUUUAGCUGCCCCCAUGGCCUCUGAAAUCGACGAACUGGCUGAUCGAAGUGAGAGUCUCGAGCAACGAGUCGCGUCGCUGAACGAGAGCUAUGAAACCUUGCGGAAACGGGAAAUUGAACUAGUCGAAUGGCGAUGGGUCUUGAGGGAGGCUGGUGGAUUUUUUGAUCGGGCCCACGGUCACACGGAAGAGAUCCGCCAGUCGUUUGAGAACGACGAGGCUCCCCUUCUUCGAGACGCCGAGCAGCAACCCACAAGAGGCCAGAACGGUGAUCUUGAAAAUCAACAGGCCUUCUCAGUGAUGAAUAUUGGCUUUGUCGCCGGUGUUAUUUCGAGAGAUCGAAUCGCGGCGUUUGAGCGAAUUCUGUGGCGCACUCUGCGUGGAAACCUCUACAUGAACCAAUCGGAAAUCCCAGAGGCUAUAAUAGAUCCGUCCAAUAACGAAGAAAUUCACAAGAACGUCUUUGUGAUAUUUGCCCACGGAAAAGAAAUAAUUGCAAAGAUCAGGAAAAUUUCCGAGUCCCUUGGAGCCAACUUGUACAAUGUGGAUGAAAACAGCGAACUUCGGCGAGAUCAGAUUCACGAGGUUAAUACUAGACUAGGCGAUGUGGGCAGUUUUCUGCGUAAUACGAAAAACACAUUGGAUGCCGAAUUAACUCAGAUUGCGCGCUCCCUUGCUGCUUGGAUGAUCAUUGUCAAGAAGGAGAAGGCAACCUAUCACACACUCAACAAGUUUUCCUACGAUCAAGCUAGGAAGACGCUUAUUGCUGAAGCUUGGUGCCCUACUAAUUCUCUUCCACUUAUCAAGACAACGUUGCAGGACGUCAACGAUCGUGCCGGGUUGUCUGUGCCCACAAUUGUCAACCAGAUUCGGACCAAUAAGACUCCUCCGACCUAUAUCAAAACAAACAGAUUCACAGAGGGUUUCCAAGUUAUCAUCAACGCCUACGGGACGGCUAAAUAUGGAGAGGUCAACCCCGGUCUUCCUACGAUCAUCACGUUCCCGUUCCUCUUUGCGGUUAUGUUUGGUGAUUUCGGUCACGGGAUGCUCAUGACGAUGGUUGCUACUGGCAUGAUUCUUUUCGAAAGAAAAUUGCUGAAAACGAAGUUGGAUGAGCUCAUGGGUAUGGCUUUCUAUGGUCGAUACAUCAUGCUUAUGAUGGGUGUCUUCUCGAUGUACACUGGUUUGAUAUACAAUGAUAUCUUCUCCAGGUCCAUGGAAAUCUUUCCAAGCGCGUGGAAGUGGCCGGAACAUUUUAACCAAGGCGACACUGUCACCGCUGACCUCAAAGGCAGUUAUAGAUAUCCUUUUGGCCUUGACUGGGCGUGGCAUGGAACCGAGAACGACCUACUUUUCGCCAACAGCUUCAAAAUGAAGUUGAGUAUCCUCCUGGGUUGGUCGCACAUGACAUAUUCCCUGUGCCUAUCCUAUAUCAACGGCCGCCAUUUCAAAAGACCCAUAGAAAUUUGGGGUAAUUUCGUCCCCGGAAUGAUUUUCUUCCAGUCUAUUUUUGGCUAUUUGUCUUUCACCAUAAUAUACAAGUGGUGUGUGGACUGGAACGCUCGUGGCCAGCAGCCCCCUGGCUUGUUAAAUAUGCUCAUUUUCAUGUUCCUCAAACCCGGCACUGUUGAGGAACAAUUAUACCCAGGGCAAGCAGCUGUGCAAGUCAUUCUUCUUCUUAUUGCUGUGAUUCAGAUUCCGAUCCUUCUCUUUUUGAAACCAUUUUACCUUCGAUGGGAGCAUAAUCGUGCCCGUGCACUUGGAUAUAGAGGCCUCGGAGAAACUGCUCGUGUGAGUGCCCUGGAUGGUGAGGAGAAUGAGGACAGUCGUGUUUCUGGUGACGGGCGGAACAGCCUGGCCAGUGAUGCGGACGGUAUGGCGAUGAUUACCCAAGGCAUAGGAGAGGAGGAGCAAGAGGAAUUUGAGUUUUCUGAGGAGAUGAUUCACCAAGUCAUUCAUACUAUCGAGUUCUGUCUCAACUGCGUUUCACAUACCGCAUCGUACCUCCGACUAUGGGCCCUCUCCCUCGCCCAUCAACAGCUUUCUGUAGUCUUGUGGACUAUGACGAUUGGUGGCGCUUUCGCACAGAACUCUAACGUCAUGAGAGUGAUCAUGAUCAUUGUCACCUUUUACAUGUGGUUCACUUUGACUUUUGCGAUUCUUUGCGUUAUGGAGGGCACUAGCGCUAUGCUACAUUCCCUUAGGUUGCACUGGGUCGAGGCCAUGAGCAAACAUUUCAUUGGUGAUGGAAUACCGUUCCUAGCAUUUAGCUUCAAGACCCUCCUAGAAGAGGAGCCGGUAGAUUAGGCAGGGUUUAUCUCUCCGUACUGUUUAUGUGCAGCUGGCUGUAAUAAUUUUCUUACAUCUUUGGCUUCAUCCACACUUCGUACAUAUUUCUCUUUAGCUCUGUCUUGUACCAUACCCAACGUGACAUUUUAGAUAAAGUCUUGAUCUCCAGCUGGUUUUGUUGACUUGGCUUGCUUUGUGGCUGCAAGUUGCUCCACGGGGCUGAUUCUAAGGUCAACAUUGUCGCCCACUAAUCUCCAUCAAAGAAACAACCAGACAGAAUCAGAAAACAAGGUAAGGCGGCAACCAUUUAUUCUUCAGUCGCACUUGAGGCACAUGCCAUAACCUCAAAAUGCAAGAGGUUUAUUUCGUCUCACAGAUUAUAUAGAUAUCCUUCUUCUAAGUAUACAUAUGAUUAAAAACCUAGCUAUCAAACCAGCACGCUCGCUUGUGAAAAUGCUAACUGGAGAUAGAUGUGACAUGAGUCUGCUG